Molecule: messenger RNA, 8783 nt
Organism: Melanotaenia boesemani (Boeseman's rainbowfish)
Lineage: Eukaryota; Metazoa; Chordata; Actinopteri; Atheriniformes; Melanotaeniidae
Gene: ptpn20
Product: protein tyrosine phosphatase non-receptor type 20
Exons: 48
Coding region: 693-7811 (2372 amino acids)
Biological process (GO): protein dephosphorylation
Cellular component (GO): cytoskeleton
Molecular function (GO): protein binding; protein tyrosine phosphatase activity
Source: RefSeq, a predicted model, not a curated record
UGCGCAUGUGACUGAGUAGCAGUGCCAAGGAGGACAUUUGAUACCCCGGGGCCUGCAGAGAGGAGCUGAGCGCAAAUCACCGGGCAGCGGCAUGGACAAACGUCCCAGCACCGACUUCCGCAGCAAGACAAAGCUACUACGGUUCCUUACCCCUUGUUCGAAGAGAGCCCGCAGUGUUAUGACCAUUGUUGGGGAGCAGCCCUACAACAGCAGGCUACUAUCCACAGAGAUCGUUUGUCCUUCCCAGCUUUCUCCGUAGUAGCGCACUUGCCCGGGUAUCCACCGCACCUUUGGGCGUCAGACGGAUUUAGUUAAAUCGGUGUUGCUGAUCUCAAACAAGCCGCUAUUGGUGGCUCUGACCUGUCGCUGUCAAACCGCGAAGCUAAUCCAAUCAAGUGUUUAAAGCCGAGAAGCUAAGAAUAGCAGCAAAUACUGUAAAACAAAGUUUCAGCUCUUCAACGUGGUGCUUGAGGUAACAGAGCAAAUGAACCGGGCACCAUGUACAGUUAAUGUCAUUGAUGAAUCACCUGCCAGAACCGAGCAGCCGUUCUUGCGAGGACAUCACAACAGCAUUGCGAUGAUCACAAGGAUUACUUUGGAUCCAUGGUGGGAGCACUGAAGAUAAUACAAAGGAUAAGACCGCGGAUAUAGGUUACAUAUGGUGCCAGGUGUGUGUGUGGUAUGUAGGCAGAAUGAGCAGCACAUUUGUUACAUUAGCUGAAGUAUUGGAGGCUCGAGGGGGACCUCUGCUAGAGGAGGAGGUCUGGUCACUGCUGCUUGGUGCUGCAGAGUGUUUAAUGGAUGUCUCUUAUAAGGGUCAUAACAAUAUGUGCAAUAUUAUAAGCCCCACCUCCUUGCUGCUGUCAGCCACUGGAACCUUAGCAUUUAAGAACUGUGGCCUAUCAGAUGAGGUAUCCGCCUUUGCUGCUCCAGAGAUGCUGCAGGACCGUGCCAGCUCAACCAAACCUGCCACAGAUAGGAUGCUGGUGUAUUCACUGGGAAUGACUCUCUACUGGUCAGUUGAUUUUCACCUACCUCAAAAUCAGCCAGUCCAGUUGAGUGACCAUCUAAACAGCCUCCUCCUCAGCAUGUGUGAGGACCUGGCCCACCGCAGGGUAAAUCUCAGCUCCAUCCUUGAAGCCUGCGAAUCUCAGCACAAAGCCUCCAUCCUGCUGCCCCCCGCCAAAGUCAUCAGACAGCUUGUUGAGGAGGUUUUUCAUGAAUCAAUAGACCAUGGUUCUCUUCCAGACAGCAACAUCCCUCUGAGUGGCAGAAGCCAGAUGAUCAGAGAGAGACUUCAUGGAAAGAGAGGACCAUUUUCAGACUUCAGCGACGGGAGUGCUGAAGGGAGAAGGUACUCAACGGACUCAGAUUCAAAGUCAGGGAGUUUUCCACAAAGACCUUGGAGACAAAGACCGAGAAGCUCUCCUACACACGUGUACCAGUCUCCACUAGAAAGACUCCCUCGUGGGGUGCGACGUAGGGACAGCAACUGCAGUUGGGUUGGUCGGAGCCCCCACCACGAUUUCUCUCCAAAAGCAUCAGGCAGAUCUCACAGUCCCUCCAUCACCUUCAGUGAGUCCUCUCUAAGCCUGAGCCAGAGGAAAGCUAAGGCUUUGGGUCCUGAGUUCAUAAGAAUGCCAGACGAGCAGCAAAUUUUUCUUGAGCUCCCAGGAUCCAUUGUGUCCAGAAAAGGCCAUUCAAGUUCAUCCCAGAGAGAAGUGACUGUAGUGCUACUUAAUGGACAGUACGUGAUUGUUCGCUGUGACAUUAAAUCCAGAGCAAGAGAUGUGUUUGACAUGGUGGUGGCUCACGCAAACUUGGUGGAACACUUUUACUUUGGUCUUUCCUUCCUAGAUGAUGAUGAAUAUUUCUUCCUGGAUCAUGAAACUAAAAUAUCCAAAGUUGCGCCUGACAGUUGGAAAAAAGGGCAGAUAUCCUCCUUCCUGGUGUUUCUACGAGUCAAAUUUUUCGUUGAUGACAUCGCCUUCAUUCUGCACAAACUAACUCGUCACCAGUACUAUUUACAGCUGCGUAAGGAUAUCUUAGAGGACAGGCUUUAUUGUAAUGAAGAGACAGGCUUGUUCCUAGCUGCUCUUGCUCUGCAAGCUGAGUUUGGUGAUUAUAUGCCAGAGUUGUAUGGUAAGAAUUAUUACCAGCCAGAGCAUUAUGUGUCCAAGAGGAUGCUGGAGAAGCUUGCCUUGCCCAAUGUCAAAGAGGAGUUGCCAAGACUGCAUGCAGGUCAUGCCCAUUUACUACCAGACGAAGCAGAAACAGAGUACCUCAAGAUUGCUCAGCAGUUACCAGAGUAUGGGGUUAUGUUCCACCGUGUGGGAAGAGAGAAAAGGCCGCUGAUAGGAGAGUUAGUUUUGGGAGUUUGUGCCAAAGGAAUCGUUGUGUAUGAGACAAAGAACCACUUGCGAGCUGUCACCAGGCGCUUCCUAUGGAGGGAAACAGACUCCAUAUCCACUGGGCGGCGUAAACUGAUUAUUGAGUGUGGCGGGCCCAGUGGGAAAAAGCACAUUUUCGUAACAGAAAGUUCAAAAAUAGCACAGUACCUCCUGAACCUGUGCUCAGCACAACACAAGUUUCAUAGCGAGAUGACGUCCCGACAGCUCAACCACACCAUGAUACCUGAUGAAAACAUAUCUGCCUACCGAGCUCGUAGCAGGAGCUUAAAGCGGAUAUCUUGCUCAGAAGGCAUGUUGAACCAUGUAGGUUUGACACCUGGUCAACCAGACUCCCUCUCAAAGUCCUGUGAUGACCUAACUGCCAAGCUGGAGGCUCGGCUAUGCCAGCAGAGAGCGAUGAGGAGAGAGAUGAGCAGAGAGCUGAACAAAGAACUGCCUGAAACAGGAGAUGUGAAAGAGCGACAGUGUUGGAGCACUCCAGAGACAAUUCCCAGAAUGAUGUCCAGUGCCUCACUACAUAAGCAAGACUCUGACACCUCAUCCUUCAUGCGAGUUGAUACACCAACUCGGACCCCACCAGAGAGAGAGAUAGUUUGUGUGACCCUGAAGAAAGAUGCCAAACUGGGUUUUGGUUUUGUGAUAGUAGGAGAGGACAGUACAGGAAAACUUGACCUUGGGAUCUUCAUUGCAUCUAUUGUGCCCGAUGGGCCUGCGGACAAAGAUGGAAGAAUUAAACCUGGAGGACGUCUCAUCUCCCUAAACAAGACCAGUUUGGAAGGAGUGACAUUCAGUGACGCUGCUGCCAUCUUACAGAGCAGCCCUGAAGAGGUGGAGCUCAUUGUGUCCCAGCCUAAAUACUCGCUUAAGGAGAGGCAGGCUUCCCUGAGUCAGAGUACCCUUGCUUUGUCAAUGGAGAGGAGCUUUGGGUCGCAGACCACCCUGAGUGGCACUGAGUUCCGUCCCGCCUUGGAGGAAUUGGAGGAGGCAAUCACACUGUCCAACAUAGCAACCCCAAAACAGAACAGGAAGCUUCACAUUCCUGUUGUACGAAUACAUGAUGCACAGGAUGUGUGUCCGAGGUCUCCUUCCAUCAUAAGCCUUAAAGCUGGAGAGCGGUUUGCAGUGCAGCUAAAGAAAAGCAGUGGUAGCCUUGGAGUCAGUGUCACUGGAGGACUAAACACUAAUGUGCGAUAUGGAGGCAUUUACAUCAAAAGUCUGGUGCCUGGAGGCGCUGCCGAGCAGGAUGGACGCAUUCAGAUUGGUGACAGACUGCUGGAGGUUGAUGGGUUCAACCUAAGGGGAGUGACUCACCAACAAGCUGUUGAAUGCCUCAAGAGGACUGGGGAGGUGGUGAACCUCCUGCUGGAAAGAGAACCCACAGUAGUAUUGGAGCCUAGACCUGACUUGCCUUGUCCUGCAUUGGUCCACAGCCUGUCACACACACAGCCGUCCAGGGCUGAAGUCGCCAUGGAAACGACCUUGAGUGGUCGGGCCAAGCACUACAGCUUUGUAACUGAUGAAAACACCUACGAGGUGGUACUGAAGAAGAGCUUGUCUGGUCUUGGCUUCAGCUUUUACAUCUCACAGCUCUGCUCAGCAGUAGACCGUGGUAGUGUGGUCCGCAUCAAACGCCUGUUCCCAGGUCAGCCAGCUCUAGAAAGUGGCCUGUUGCGAGAGGGAGACGUAAUUCUGUCAGUCAACAAAGAGCCUGUGAAAGAUCUCUCUUAUCAGAGGGUUUUGUUCCUUCUUCGGGGAGCCCCUUCUGAAGUGCAUCUGCUGAUCUGUCGACCAGGUCCUGGAGUACUCUAUGAUGUAGAUGAUAACACACUGAGGCCUGGAUGUGUGCGAGAGUUUCGAUCACGGUCUCUAGACAUCCGACUCGGAGAGGACUACAGCCAGUUCCUUAAGUCUCCAGACAAAGUCAACAUACAUAUGGUACCUCCAACCAAAGAAGAGGAUCUGACCGACACAGCAGAGAAAAGCCCUGAGCUUCCUGCACCUCCACCACCCCCUGAGAGCCAGAGCAGUCUGGAUGGUGAAGUUCAGGAUGACCAGACUUUUCCAUCUCCUCCUCGCACACCCCCAUCACCAACAUCACCCACAUCUCCUCCGUCACCAGUCUCGCCAGCUUCACCUGCAUCACCAGCAUCACCCACCUCACCUACCUCACCUAUAUAUCCACCACCACCACCAGAAGCACAACCAGUUGAUGGGGAAAAGGAAGCAGAAGCUAAAAGAAGGAACAGUGAUGGGGAAGAAGAGGCUGCAUUAACACAAAGCUCAGUUGUGAUGCUAAUGGAUGUUUACCCUAAGACUGCUUCAAAGCCUGUUUAUACCAGUGGAGUCAGAGAGGAGGCAGAUGGAAGUGUGACCUACUGUCUUAUGGGAAAUGGACUGACUAUCAUGGCAGAUGAAGAGUACCUGACCAUCAGCUCCACACUGGAGCCUUCUGAAAGUCUUCCCAUCAACAACACAUCAACUACCAACCUCACAGAGCUUAGCUCUCAAACCUCCAGCAGCUUUCAAACUCUAAACCUCAGUCCUCCCGUCCCCAAUAACACCAUCUCACCUCUCAACCUUUCAUCUGACACUCCAACCACUUGCCCUCUGGCAUCAGGGCACCAGCACCUGUCUCAGCCACUCACAACACAGCCAAAAACCAAGCAUCACCCAAUCAAGCAGGGAAUUCUUCCAAGUCACUUCAAAGCCACAUCCAAGAACAUACGGCCUACAUUGCCUCCCCCUGAGCCUCAACCAGUGACCCCCAUCACAGCCCAGAUUAUUUCCUCGGUGCCUCCCUGUGCUGGUGCUCCAACCCUGCCAUCCACAGUGCUUGUCCCUCCUGCCCAGAUCCAUACGCAGCUGACCGAAGAACCAGAGAGAAAAAGCAGAGAUUAUGCAAAUGACACAGAUGAUGAAGAUUUGGAUGAGGAGGAGGAAGAGAGUCGGAGAAAGGGAUUGGUUAAAGAGUUUGAACUUACAGUGGUUCUGACCAAGUCCAGGAGUGGAAGCUUUGGGUUCACCGUCACCCGAAGCAAACUGGACAGUUGCUACUAUAUACAGGAAAUACUGGACAACCCAGCCAAGGCAGACGGGCGGCUCAGAGCUGGAGACAGGCUUAUCACAGUAAAUGGGCAUGAUGUUACCAGUGUGGCAGAUGAUGUUGCUAUGACGAUUCUCAGGUCUUCUCCAAGAAGACUGAGUAUGACACUGGGGAGAGCGGUUAGAAACUUGGUGGCUCCACCUCCCUGUGACAGCCUGCCUGACAUUGUUCUUCACAAGACACCUUCAGGACAGCUAGGAAUAAAGCUGACAGGCGGUAUUGGCAGCAAAUGGCAGGGCAUCUACUGUUUGGAGGUGGUGCCAGGCUCCCCAGCCAGUGAGGAGGGCAGUGUCCAACCCAGUGACAAGAUCCUGUACAUCUGUGGCAGGUGCACCCUGGGAAUGACCUUGGAGGAUGCAGUCAAAGCCUGUGAGAUCGCCCCUCGUAAGGUGAAGCUUAAAGUCAUCAGAGAGGAACAGCCAGUAACCCCCAAGGCUAAGUGGAACGGCCUGUUUGAUUGGAAAAAAGACAGAAAGUUCUUUGCUCGCUUUGAAGACCCAGCCUCCCCUGAUAGAGAGUUUGCCUCUGAAGAUACUGAAGCUGUUUGUAGGACUGCUGGGAGGUUCAGAUGUCUCUCUCUGUCUCAAGAGCAAGAUAGUUGCAUCAUGCAAGUGGAAUUCAAAAAACCAGAAGGUGGAGGCCUUGGCUUCGCUUUGGUUGGAGGAACAAAUGGCAGCAUGCUCAGAGUGAGGGAAAUUUGCUCUGGUGGAGCAGCCGAGCAGGACGGUCGAUUGCGAGUGGGGGAUAUUCUGUUAGAGGUGAAUGGUGUGAUUGUGUCCGGGCUGAGCCAUAGUAAGGUGGUGGAUAUCCUGCGUAAAGCUGAGGGUACUGUCCAGCUCACCAUCUGCAGAGACAUCUUACCCCUGACCUACGCCGAGUCACCAACACCACCCAAUAUGUCUGCUCAUCCAGAGGCUAUUUUAGCUGAGCAGCCAGCUCCUGUGUCCAGCCCCAAUACCUGUUCGACACCUGAUGUCAUGAAGAGUAGGACAGUUAAGCAGCCCCAUGAAACGACUUCUGACCCUGCUGUUAUUGAACCAGAAGUUAUCCUAACCUCACCACCUGUCCCACCUCACAGAGUGACUGUUGUAACAGAUGAGAGCCCAAAUGAAGAGGAGAGUUGUAACAACUCCCCUUCUCAUCAAGCUUGCUGCCCAUCCCUCAGUGUCACUGACAUGUUGCAUGGAGCCUCUGACAGGAAACAAAUUGUGACCAAAUUUUUGGACCAGUCCUGCAAAGACAUCCGGAAAACUCAGUCUGAUGGUUGGAGCAGUGAAGAAGAUGAUGAUGUAUUUGAUGCUACAGAUCAGGAAGCAUCCUCACCACAAACAGGCCCACCCUUAGUAUCGGAGGAGGAACUGGCUAGUUUAGCCCUCAUUACCCCAGCCAAGACCAGCCAGUAUUCAGGUUCCAGAGUCAAAGCUCUCAUCCAGAUUCUGCAGCAUCAGCUGGACCAGCAGGAACUGCUAAAAGAGUUUAUGGCUUUAGAACAUCUGAAACCUUCGGACAAUUGUCUGGUGGGAAAAGCCCCUGAGAACAGAGACAAGAACCGCUACCGAGACAUCUUACCCUAUGACCAAACACGUGUUGCCAUUGGAGAGAACCAGGAGUAUAUCAAUGCAAGCUACAUCCGUAUGCAAGUCGGAACUGAGGAGUUCUCCUACAUUUCCUGCCAAGGGCCUCUGCCCUGCACAGUGCAGGCCUUCUGGCAAAUGAUCUGGGAAAACAAAUCUGAUAUAAUUUCCAUGAUGACCCAGGAGGUAGAACGGGGACGGAUUAAGUGUCACAAAUAUUGGCCUGAGAGGAAAAGCAUGCCUUUGGACAUGGGCAGGUACCACCUUCACCUGGAAAACCAACAGUACCUGGACUACUUUCAAAUUAAGGUCAUCCGCAUGGUGGACAUAAAGACUGGUGAGACACACUUUGUUCAUCACCUGAAGUUCACGCACUGGCCUGACCAUGGUGUGCCACACUGCUCUGAGGAGCUGGUUCGCUUCAUCCGCUAUAUGAGGGCGGUGCAUCACAAGGGGCCAAUCACUGUCCACUGCAGUGCUGGCAUUGGACGCACAGGAGUUCUUAUCUGUACCGACAUAAUCCUUAACCUCAUUGAGAAAGACUUGCCUAUUAAUGUGAGUGACAUCGUUAAAGAAAUGAGACUUCAGCGGCAUGGGAUGAUUCAGACCAAGGAACAGUACCUCUUCUGCUACAAAGUCUGGUUAGAGGUUUUACAAGGGAUUUUACAGCUUCAAGGCAACAAGUGGCAGCCAGAAAGUCCAAGAGACCACAGAGUAGUUUGAAUGUGUCUACCUUUAGCUCAGCAACAUGUACCUGUAAAGUAAAGGCUGUGAAUGUUCAACCAUGUGCAGCCAAUCACAGCAGAGUGAUUUGCUGCUGAUAGCUUUUCCUUUGACUGUCGUUAGUUACGUCAGCUUUAAUAUUUUUUCUUGCUACAGUGACUUUAUCUCUUUUUUUUUAUUUUCUUUAAUUAUUUUUUUAUUUUUUUAUUAUUUAUUUCUGUGUAUGUGUUUUCGGUGCUGUGAUUAUGUAAACUUGAUUUAGAUCACAGAGGUUGUUUUGCCUUUUCAGGUUUAGUCAUUUGCCUUCUUAAUCAAGCUUUUUUUAAUUUUGUGUUGUUAUUUCAUUACUUUUCUCAAUGUCUUUUCAUUUUUUCAAAUAUAUUUGUUUGUAAAUCAUGCUGCACGGAAUUGUAAAGCUGGUAAUUUCCAUAUCUUCCUUCCACAAGUAAUGUCCUCAAAGUGCACAAAAGUACAAUCAUCACCCCUGUGUUAGUAAUUGCUUAACGCCUCGUUGAGCAUCAUUUGAUUAAGCAAUGUGUUAUCAUUUCAUUUAAGUGCAUUUGUACCCCAGAGAACGGGGCAUUUGUGAAAGAACAUCGAUGAUUUUUUUAAAUUCAUCAUCUAAGGAAAUGAAAAGAAUCAAGUGCCUUGGAAAGUCACACCCCACUUAUGUCACAGUGACCCUGGGCCUCUGGUCACAAGUGGUGGAGACACAAAGCAAGAAACUGACGUUAGAGCAGCUGAUGAUGGUUAAACUGAGUGUGAAGCUUUUGGAUGUUUGUGGUCUGAGGUUGAAGUUUAGUUGACCCAAACCAGAGGAAGGUUACAUCUCACCUUAGUAGUUCAAUGUAACUGCAAAACAGUGUGAUCGCACAUCGCCUUUCUUUUUUUCUUUUCUUUCUUUCUUUUUUUUUUUGUGGGCUCAUUUUAUAUAAAACACUAAGUUUCAAACACAACUUGCACAAAUUAAUA